This is a messenger RNA of Oryza sativa Japonica Group (Japanese rice), 1176 nucleotides long. Its product is annotated as protein transport protein SFT2. Lineage: Eukaryota; Viridiplantae; Streptophyta; Magnoliopsida; Poales; Poaceae. The record is from RefSeq and is a predicted model, not a curated record. Gene Ontology annotation, cellular component: membrane. Gene Ontology annotation, biological process: vesicle-mediated transport.
UGAGCUUUUGGCAUGCCCCACCUCUGACCCUCACCUCAAUCUCUCUCUCUCCGACUCAACGACGCCGCAAGUGCAAAAGCAGCAGCAGCAGAUUCGUCCGCGUCGCUCUGUCUGACAGUGUGGGCCCUCCCCGAGAUGCAGGCGUGGUUCUCCGGCACGGGGCCCUCCGCCUCGUCGGCGUCGUCGUCGUCGUCGCCGCCGCAGCCGUCGCUGCUCGCGGAAUGGAACUCCUACGCCGCCGCGCGCUCCGCGGAGGAGGAGGAGGACGGCGGCGGGGGAGGCUUCGGGAUCGACAUCGAGGCCGCCGUCCGCUCCGCCAACGACCGCGUCUCCGGCACCUUCGGCGUGGUAUCUAAAGGUGUUCUAGGGUUGCCAGGCAGCUUCAAGUCCACAACAAGCAGUGUUCCAUCGAGCAAAUCACUUGUGUAUUUUGGCCUUUUUCUUGCUAGUGGAAUAUUCCUAGUUUUCAUUGCGUUCACGAUAUUUCUGCCAGUCAUGGUAAUCAUGCCUCAAAAGUUUGCCAUCUGUUUCACGGCGGGAUGCGCCUUCAUAAUUGGAUCAUUCUUUGCGCUAAAAGGGCCGAAGAAUCAGCUCUAUCAUAUGAUUUCCAAAGAGAGGUUACCUUUCACCAUGGGAUUUGUGGGCAGCAUGGCUGCUACCAUCUACGUGUCAAUGGUGCUCCAUAGCUACAUACUUUCAGUUUUCUUCUCUUGUCUUCAGGUACUUGCGCUAGCAUAUUAUGCUAUUUCAUACUUCCCCGGGGGAUCUGCUGGAAUGAAGUUUCUAUCAUCUGCACUUGUGUCCUCUGUGCUGAGAUGCUUUGGGCGAUGAGCUCACCCGUUAGUUGCUCUCACCCAUCCAUUUGGCGCGCAUUCAUCGUAACCUUGUGUAGUUCCAUUACAGUUUUGUCUUUUUGCUUUUGCUAUAGAGGUAGUGCCUGUCAAGAUGACCCUGGUGCUGGUGUCCAUUGAAAUAUGUGUGUAUACCACUGUCCUGUAUUGGGAGCUCUGUUCCUUGGAUUGAAUUAUGAAAAUCAGGAAAAUGGAAAUCUAUCGAGAUUCGAGAGUCAAUAGUUUGUGAAAUUUGGAACACUUGCACUGUAACUUACCUUCAAUCUUGCAUUGGGGGAUUUCCCUUUUUUGACUUUAAUCUGCCCAUCUGCCUUACUACUCUUCA